UUGACAUUCCGUGCGAAAGAAGCAAAAACGAAGUCGUUCCGCCACCGACUCUCGCAAAUUGUACGUCGGUGCGUGCAUCGCUACCCCGUUAGUCGUGUAAUCGCUUCGCAGUGGGUGCAAAUCACAAUAUCAACAGCAGCAUCUUUCGCGCGCUGCGACUUUCAUAUGAGUUGCUGAUAGUGAGCCUAAACCCUCGUCAACAAAUCCCUCGGCAGCGAAAUGUCCAAUCAAAGAUUAACGCACGCGAUCGUUUGCAGAAUUCCGGCUUCGAUUAAAUCGAAAUGUGACCAAAUUGACGUGGAGGAAGCAAAGCGGCAACAUGAGAAGUUCGUGAGCACCCUGCGGGAAUUGGAGCUGGACGUGAUUGAAAUGCCGGCCGACGAGAGCCUGCCGGAGUGUGCUUUCGUCGAGGACACCGCAGUCGUCUGCAAUGGGAUCGCACUAAUGGCGAAACCGCACGACAGCCUCCGCCAGAAGGAAGUGGAAAUCAUGAAGGCUGUGAUCAAGAAAGAACUUGACAUUCCAAUAAUCGAGGCGGACGACUCGAACGCCAAGCUCGAAGGUGGCGAUGUGCUCUUCACAGGCAGGGAGUUCUUUGUUGGCCUAUCCAAGUGGACCAAUGAGGCCGGUGCCCAGGCCGUAGCCUCCACUUUCCCCGAGUAUCCAUGUGUUCCAAUUAAGGUAACUGGUGAUAAACAUCUGAAGUAUUAUGUGUCAGUGGCUGGCCCAGAAUUACUCUGCGUAAGCAAAUCGAAAGAUUCGCAGGAGGUAUUAAAACGUAUUGAACGAGAGGCAAGUUUCGCUUACCAGACUAUCACCUUAUCGGAGGAGGAGGCAUCUAACAUUCUUUACAUAAACGGGUCAUUGGUCAGCCGUUCAGAGGAAGAAAUUCCAGUAUCAGAUCAGAUCCUGAAAGAAAAAAUUGACAUACCACGAAAGAGCCUAAACAUCUCUGAAUUGGGCAAAAUGAGUACAGGCAUUACGUCCUGCUGCAUUUUGCUCAGACGUUCGCGAUAUUUCCGAGGUGUCUAACUUUGAACUUGAGUCGCUUCCAAAAAAAUUUGCUCCAAUGAAUGUGUUCUCGAAUGCUAUAAUGAUGUAAUAAUUGUCUUCGCACAAAAGGAGAAAAGCAACGCAAGUCUCUCUUUCUCUCUACUAUUUUACCUGCAAUACAUACAUAUUUACAUGAAAAUGAAAAGUUUAUAUACAUAUAAGAACAACUUGUGCUGUUGACAACGCAUAAAGAGAUUGUUUUUUUGCUCUUUAAGAAAACCAUUAUAUAUCUGCAUUUUAAGCAAAGGAGUAAAGUUGUAGUAACGGAGUAAAGUAAAAUAUAUUGCAUUUUUAGACUAGUACAAUUGAUGAUGAUGAAGAUGAUAUUAUUGCAAUCAUGCUAUCGUGUCGUUUAUAUAAAUUAUAUGUGAAUGUCAUAGUUGUCCAAUAUUAUAUCCUUUAAUAUAAUUAUUAUUUUUGG
Hermetia illucens (black soldier fly) is the source of this 1474-nucleotide messenger RNA. RefSeq names its product N(G),N(G)-dimethylarginine dimethylaminohydrolase 1. NCBI's taxonomy places the organism in Eukaryota, Metazoa, Arthropoda, Insecta, Diptera, Stratiomyidae. Gene Ontology annotation, molecular function: amino acid binding; dimethylargininase activity. Bases 220 to 1032 code for a protein of 270 amino acids. The record is from RefSeq and is a predicted model, not a curated record. Gene Ontology annotation, biological process: positive regulation of nitric oxide biosynthetic process; arginine metabolic process. The transcript is spliced from 6 exons.